Molecule: messenger RNA, 327 nt
Organism: Prorocentrum cordatum
Lineage: Eukaryota; Dinophyceae; Prorocentrales; Prorocentraceae
Source: the annotation of a GenBank genome assembly
GAUCCGGCCCGGCCCACGGAGAACGCAGGUGUGCUCAAGCAGUUGGGUGACUGUUCGGACCCGGCUGUCGUGAAAGCUCGGGUGGAACUCCAAAUGGAGCGGGAUGGCAUCAGAGCUAAGGUUGUGCGCAGCAAGCCGUAUGCAGGCCGUCUUCACAACUUCACGGCCAGGACCGACGAGCUCGAGAAGCAGCGGGCGCAUCGGCAGGAGCUCUUGGACAAGUGCUGGGCCCAGAAGGAAGAGCUCGAGACCAGUAUCGACAAGGUCGAAAAGGUCCUCGCAGACCUGCCACCAGAUAUUCAGGAGUUGGACACGCAGCGCUGGCAG